Molecule: messenger RNA, 3680 nt
Organism: Cucurbitaria berberidis CBS 394.84
Lineage: Eukaryota; Fungi; Ascomycota; Dothideomycetes; Pleosporales; Cucurbitariaceae
Exons: 3
Coding region: 398-3247 (949 amino acids)
Source: RefSeq, a predicted model, not a curated record
AACGCAGGCCCAAAAAGCUAGAUGCGGGUAGGAGUGGAGCCGGCGUCUCAGCACUUGGAACCAUAACAAACAUGGAAUUGACUGAAAGCUUCCUGCGUGACCUGCCGUCCAAGACACCCUUCUACAAACUCGCUUUGCUUCCCUCUCGUACUCGACUGACCUGAUCCACGGUCGAUGCGCAUUUCCCCAUCUCCUAGCCCUGCGUUUCAGCCCACUUGAAACCGAUCCGCGCUCUGGCCAGGCAUGAGGUAACCGAGCCCCUCGAAGCAAUUUAACGACCACGAAACGCCCGGGAUUGUCCUUCACUGCCGAGCAGCUUCAUCCCUCGCGCCUUGCUGUCUCGUAGCACGGACUGGCCUGUGUUUGUUUACCAAGCCCUUUCUAGUCGCCCAUCGCCAUGUCUGAGGAAAUUGAUCCCUCCGAGUUUGUGCAGCGCAUUCGCCAGCUGGGCGAGCAACGUGACCAGCAGGACGCCGACAGAGUAAAGAAGCUAGAGGAGGAGCUGAUACAAGGCCGCAGCGAGAGAUUAGCGCGCAGAGCAGAACGAGCCCGCUCAAUCUCCCCCGACAAGCCCUCGACGUCCACACCACCGUUUCUGCGCUCUGCAACCGAUACCCCACAAAGCGUACAGGAGAGGGCCGCCAACACACCCACGCCGGCCAUGAAUCCGCCACUGCAAGACGCUGCUCGCGACGAUUCGCUGCAGCGCUUGACAAGUUCUCCCACACCGGCAGCGCUCGACGACACAGAAGCCAAGAGACCAGCGACCAGCGCAGCGGCAUUAGGUCGCUCUGGCACGCUGUCAUGGAAACAGAGACCUCAGUCGGGCGGCAUGCGGCGCCCGCUCUCAAUGGCUUCUCCAUCUCGAUCCCCAGAGAGGUCCGCUGCUGCUUCUCCACGCGGCACCCCGGAACCCGCCUCUCCCGAGCCAAACCCCUCGAGAAGCUCCAUCGCAGCGUCGUUGAGCGCCAAAGAUCCCACAUGGUUCCGACAGACGCCAGAUAGGGGAGUCGCCUCGGCAGCAUACAGGAAGAAUCAGGAAGACAACGCUUCGGAGGUUGGGUCAAUAUCAGGCAAGAGGCAAUUGCCGGGCAUGUCACGCGAGUCCACGAUAGAGCCCGAGAUCAGCAGUCCACCCCCGGAGAGUGUGCGCUCAAGUUCGCCAGGCUCGCGGGGUGGCUCUGCGCGUGGGAGUGCCAUGAUGAGCAACCGCUUCUCGACAAACACCUCAAUAUCGGGUGGUGACGCAGAGUCCCUCGCCAAGACACGCUCACAUCUACCAGUGCUCGAUUCACAAAAGUUUGCUCCUCCUUCGGAACAGGACUCGUCAGUCGACGCCGGGGACAGCGCAAGUUCGGCACGCGCGCUCGCCAUGUCACCAACGCAAGGGAGGAUAUCGCCAGAGCGAGAGCGUCCAUCUUCUCCAACAAAGGGCAUGGGGGGCUUCGUACAGAGUGCUAUGCUCAAGCGCAGCGACAGCGUCAGCAAGAGGUGGAGCACACAGACACCUCCAGGCUUGACCAGGCAAAACUCCACGUUGAGCAAUCGUGGAAGCGCCAUAGCUGGAUACGGCACGCUAUCGAAGAUGGAGCGACCGACCAUGAGCAGAGACAACUCCAUAGAACCGUCCUCCCGUCCUGUUUCUAGCCAUAGCAACGCCACCAUCACGCAAAGUCCGGACAAGGACAACACGCUCAAGGAUGUAUUUGUCAAGCCCGCGCUGCCGUCCCAUAGCAGAAGCAAAUCCGUUGCAUCCUUAUUCAGCGAGAAGGACAAUCCUCAAGAUGACACGUCCCCGCCCAGCCCGUCAAAGCGAUGGAGCCCUACAAAAUCAAGCUGGUUAGAAAGUGCGCUAAGCAGGCCAGACUCACCAAAGCUGAAGCAACCGCCACCAGCACAACCUGCAUGGAUGGCUGAAAUAAACCGUAUCAAGCAGCAGCGCGGUAGUGUCGAUCUCGGCAAGGGAAGUCCUUUCCAGAGUCCGCCAGGUGACGCUCCUAGCUCCGGUCGAACAUCACCCAUCAAGGACAUUCAGCUGAAGCCAGUGGGGUUGCGCAGGUCCGAGUCUCCCAAGAAGGAGGAACCCAUCCAGUCGGCCAAGACGAGUACACCAGCAGAGCCAACACCCAAGCCAAAGCCUGUGUUGUCGCCAAAACCUUCUAUCCCCGAGGUAUCUGACAUCAAGCCCUCAGAAGAAGUUCUACCUUCGAAGCUCGAAUCCGAAGUUCCACAAGCAGCACCUGAGCCGUCACCAGCUACUCGCAAACCCGAAGCGCUGAAAACAACUGUCAAGGAGACUCCAGUACCAGUAGCCGACAAACUAGCAGCAUCAAGAUUCGCCAAGGACUCACCACGUGCUGUCCCUGCAGCCAAAGCCAAACCAGAGACUCCGCCAAAGAAGGACUUCCGUGCUGGCUUGAAGCCACGUAACCAGGCUGGCGAUGCCUCGAAGAAGAAUGAAGUGAAUGAGUUCCAGAACGUUUUCGGCAAGCUGAGAAAGGCAGAGACGAAGAACUACGUUGCGCCCGACCCCCUCAAAGACAACAUUACUCGUGGCAAGAAUGCUCUGCACAACACUGGUGGUCCGAAACCUACUGUGCGUCGUGAUGAGUUUAGACAUAGUCUUCAGACUAAGAAGUCGGCCAUACUAGAAAAGGCAAAAGAAGAAGGUUCGGCUCUUAAGAAGGCAGACAGCUCUUCGCAACCGGCCCCAACACCAGAGGCGAUUGCGAAGAGAACUGUUCUGGCUCGGGCAGAUAGUGGCUCGAAACCUACUCUGCCAGAAAAGGAAAAGGACCCUGUUCCCGAAGCUAUAGCUAGGAAGCGAAGCUUGACGGCAAGCAAAGCAGUCAUUGAAGAGAAACCUACACAGCCGGCUCCGUUGUUUACCUCCAAGGAACCGGCUAUAUCCAGUAAACUGGCAGGUCGCUUUAACCCUGCGCUUGCCGGCAUGCUCGCUCGUGGACCACCUCCGUUGGCGACUAAUAAAUCUACCUCAAGUGCUGAGGCAGACGUGUCUCCCACCAAAUCCACACAGGAAGAGAAGACCGGACCUGCUCCAGAACUGCAGCAUAUCACCAAAGGCCGGGCUCGUGGUCCAAAGAGAAGGGCACCGGCUACAAGUAAAGCCACUACAGAAACAGAUACGCCUCAAGAGAAGAUGACCGCUGCGGUCACUACAAUCCCAUUGGUGAAAACUGAACGCAACCCCAGUGACGAAGACGCCGGCCAGGCAGUCGGUAACUGAGAAGCCUGCAACGCCGGUGAAGUCGCCUCGGGUAGCGUCAGGAAACUUUGGAAAGACGUCAACUCCAGAGCCACCCAAAAAGCCGGCAUCCUUGGAACUGGUUCGAAAGAUCUCUGGAUCUCAAGCACCGCCCAAGAAAUCGCCCCGGCCAGACUCCAUCCAAUCGCCGAAACCUUCAUCCCCAGGAGUGCCAAAGAAGCCAGCAUCAUUAGAAAAGGAUAGGAGAGUCUCUGGAUCGCAUAGCACACCGCAGAAAACUCCACUCCCAAAAUCAGUCGACACAGCGAAGCCAGUGUCGUCGUCUCCCUCUCCCACAGUAUCCCAAUCCAGAUUCUCGCGUCCACUGCCUACACUUCCAGCCAAGCCAGUUGCGGAAAGCCCAAGAAAAACUGCGCUCCAAGAGAUAGCGCCUCCGAAUGUGGAGAUCUCACCU